AUGGUUCAAACAUCAGGUCUCCUGGCUGGAAAUCGCAUUAAAAAUGACGUUGGUGAAGAAUGCGUUCCAACUGUUCCAAACAGCGUUCCAAGUAGAACUCAACGAGCUCUAUCUAGUGGGUGUAAAACAAACGACAUUGAUGACACUGUGGAAUUCAUGGAACUGUGGAAUUCAUGGAACUGUGGAAUUCAUGGAACUGUGGAAUUCAUGGAACUGUGGAAUUCAUGA
Adineta ricciae is the source of this 228-nucleotide messenger RNA. The record is from the annotation of a GenBank genome assembly. Lineage: Eukaryota; Metazoa; Rotifera; Eurotatoria; Adinetida; Adinetidae.